Messenger RNA from Laetiporus sulphureus 93-53, 1039 nucleotides. RefSeq lists its product as uncharacterized. The record is from RefSeq and is a predicted model, not a curated record. Lineage: Eukaryota; Fungi; Basidiomycota; Agaricomycetes; Polyporales; Laetiporaceae. Bases 325 to 801 code for a protein of 158 amino acids. The transcript has 3 exons. Gene Ontology annotation, biological process: proteasome assembly.
CUUCCCUAGCCUUCCCUUUGGAUGCCAUAAGUCAAUCCCGCGCUGGUGAGUGAAAUACUUCGGGGUUUCAGACAGGAGGAGUGGAAUCCAACAGAAUGCGGAGCGCGCAGCUUCCGGUACUUCUCAGACAAGUAAUGGCGUGUUGCGCGGCAGACGUCGCAAGAACUGCUUGCUCCAAGGUAUCGCUGGGAGAAUGAUAGGAAGCAGUUUGGGUCGUCGAUUGAUGGAUGCCACAGCGCACAAGUUGCAGAGACGCGGUGACUGAAGGUACCCCGCAGUCCCAGGCCACAUACAGUCGAUCGAAGCGCUGGGCGCCUCUAUAACAUGCUUUCACCAACUCAAGCGUGCAGGGAGGUAGAAGGGAUAACGACAGAGGUGCUCCUGCAGGCUUUCUCUGACCGUAUUCUCGUGCUCGUUACUCAGAUGGGUAAGGUGGGCAAUUUGAUACAAGCCACCAUUCCUGCAACAACGGUUAUUGACCCCGCUCCUCCUCCCGACCCAUCGCAUCCCAACGUCACAUCUCUUCCAGUACCUCCAACAGCGAUCCAGCUGACACCGCUGUUGGGUAACGCGCCUUCCGAACACAUGCAAGCCCUGCACUCCCUUUAUGCCUCCCAGAUCGCGACAAUCAUUUGGGCCUCAGAAGCUGAGGGGACACUUGAGGUUGAGAGGCGUGGAGUCGUUGUCGGUUUGGCAUUGCGCAAGACGGACGAGGCGGAAGGUAUGGGGCUCAGCAAACACGAGAGAGAGGUGUUCUAUGGCAUUAUGGACAUGGUAGACGAGCUUGCCCGGUGCAAAUGAGAACGGUGGCCGCAUGUCAUUCUUGCGAUGGGCGCCUCACUUUCCUGCCUGGCCAAUGAGGGCUGCUAAGUCUACAUCCUCCUCAGGUGAUAGUACCUGCUCGCGCUCUCUCUGCCAUUUCUUCCAUCUCCACGCAAUGACUGCAUUCAGCUUGUCCUCUGGCUCUAUGGCGCUGCGUGGGUGACUCUCAUAGAGGUAGUAUGCGAACACUCCGGUGAAAAUGCCCAACAAAGGGUCC